AUGUUAGAAGGUGCAAAAUCAAUAGGUGCCGGAGCUGCUACAAUUGCUUCAGCGGGAGCUGCUGUAGGUAUUGGAAACGUAUUCAGUUCAUUAAUUCAUUCCGUGGCAAGAAAUCCAUCAUUGGCAAAACAGUUAUUCGGAUAUGCAAUCCUGGGCUUUGCUCUAACCGAGGCUAUUGCCUUGUUCGCAUUAAUGAUGGCCUUUUUGAUUCUAUUUGUUUUCUAA
This is a messenger RNA of Medicago truncatula (barrel medic), 225 nucleotides long. The record is from the annotation of a RefSeq genome assembly. NCBI's taxonomy places the organism in Eukaryota, Viridiplantae, Streptophyta, Magnoliopsida, Fabales, Fabaceae.